AACACAACACCUCUGUUUACCUCUUUCAUCCAUCCAUCUGCUCUAGCACUCUCUCUCUCUCGCUACGUUGCUAACUAAUAAUAACAAGCAGUGAAGUUGAGAGAAGCAGAUAGAUCAGAAAGAAUGAGGAAGGCAUCAUACAACAGCAUUGUGAUUGGGGUGUGGGCAGUGGUCGCAGUGGUGGCAAUGGGCGACGCAGUGCAGGUGUCGAUGGCAGCAGCUGCGUCGUGCAACCCGUUCGAGCUGAGCCCCUGCAGCAGCGCCAUCAUGUCGGCCACCAUGCCAACCCAAGUCUGCUGCAAAAAGAUCAGAGAGCAGAAGCCAUGCCUGUGCAAGUACCUCGCCAACCCCAACUUCAAGAAGUUUGUGAACUCCCCAAAUGCAGCCAAGGUUGCUGCGGUCUGCGGCACUCCUUUCCCCAAGUGCUAAAAACUAGUACUACAGCCCCAUCUGCUCUGCUCUGCUCUGCUUGCUUGCUAGCUAUAUUCCAAAUGAAUGUUUCAAGUGCGUACAAUGAUGGAUCCAGAGUCUAUAUUAUUUAUGUGUGUUUAUGUGUGGGCUUUGUUGCUGGUUGCUGUUUAUGUUAGUGGCUAUUGAGAGAGCCAUUUUGUACUUUGCAUGCUCUUUUGAGUGCUUUUUACAUAGUAGGUUGUACUAAUUAAUGAGUAAAUUUAGGCACCAAGUUAAUUAUUGUCA
This is a messenger RNA of Malania oleifera, 696 nucleotides long. Its product is annotated as non-specific lipid-transfer protein 2-like. Bases 124 to 429 code for a protein of 101 amino acids. The record is from RefSeq and is a predicted model, not a curated record. Gene Ontology annotation, biological process: lipid transport. NCBI's taxonomy places the organism in Eukaryota, Viridiplantae, Streptophyta, Magnoliopsida, Santalales, Ximeniaceae. The transcript has a single exon.